AUGGCCAUUGACCACACCUCCAUUUCAGUCCCCGAGGACAAGUUCAAGGAGUGCGUGGCGCUUUACGUCAAGGCCCUCGAACCACUUGGAUACGAAAUCGCCUAUCAGUUUGGAGAGUACACCGUUGGAUUUGGUUCAAAGCUCGACGCCCGAGAGGGCUAUAAAGUUGCUGACUUUUGGGCAAAGGGAGCCAAGGAGGAAACCACCAAGGCGCACAUUGCGUUCCGCGCUUCAGACCGAGCUGCGGUAGACGCGUUCCACGCCGCAGCGGUUUCGGCUGGGGGGCAAGAUAAUGGAGCACCUGGCGUGCGAGCGCAUUAUCACGCCAACUACUAUGCUGCCUUUGUGCUGGAUGCAGCAGGCAACAACAUUGAAGUUGUGUGCCACAACCCAUAG
Messenger RNA from Trichoderma harzianum CBS 226.95, 396 nucleotides. RefSeq lists its product as hypothetical. The transcript has 2 exons. The record is from RefSeq and is a predicted model, not a curated record. The coding region runs from base 1 to 396 and encodes 131 amino acids. Lineage: Eukaryota; Fungi; Ascomycota; Sordariomycetes; Hypocreales; Hypocreaceae.